AUUCUCUCUCCUCCAUUUAAGGCUCACGAAAGAUCCAAAGUGGAAGCUCUUCAAACUUCUAAGACAUAGCAGAAUGAGCUUCAUCUGGUCCGCUUCGUUGUGGGUUAUAGCUUUAGUGGUUAUAAUGAUUAGCAAGUGGUUAUACCGAUGGUCAAACCCCAACUGCAAUGGAAAGUUACCACCGGGAUCAAUGGGUUUUCCGAUCAUCGGAGAGACUUUCGACUUCUUUGAGGUCCAUGGAUUCUAUGAGAUCUCACCCUUUGUCAAGAAGAGGAUAUUAAGGUACGGACCAUUGUUUCGGACCAACAUUAUGGGAUCCAACACCGUGGUUUUGACAGAACCGGAUGUGAUAUAUGAGGUUUUCCGGCAAGAGAACGAGUCUUUCAUAUUUAGCUAUCCGGAAGGUUUUGUCAAGCCAUUUGGAAAAGACAGCGUGUUCUACGAACGUGGGAACAUCCACAAGCACGUCAAACAAGUCACUCUGCAACUUCUUGGCUCUGAGUCUUUGAAGAGAAAGAUGAUAAGAGACAUAGACAGAGUGACCUGUGAGCACCUUAAAUCGAAGGCUACCAAGGGAAGCUUCGAUGUUAUGGACACAGUUGAAAACUUGAUAAUGGCGCACUUGACCCCGAAGAUAAUAUGUAACCUCGAACCUGAAACCCAAAGAAAUCUAAUGGAAAAUCUCAAGGCCUUCAAAAAUGAUUGGUUUCGGUCAUUGUUUACUCUUAAAACCUGGCUUUCUCUCUACAAAGCCUUUAAGGCACGCAAAGUUGCAGUGCAGCUGAUAAAAGACGUUUUCACGAGGAGGAAAGCGUCCAGAGAGAAGUUCGGAGACUUCCUCGACACAAUCGUAGAAGAGCUGGAGAAAGAAGACGCCGUUUUUAAUGAAGCAACUGCUAUUAACCUCCUCUUCGGUCUUAUGAUUGUCGCUAAAGAUUCUACCUCUGUUGUUACUUCCUUGGCCAUCAAAUUCAUUGCCGAAAACCCUAAAGCUCUUGCAGAGUUGAAGAGAGAGCAUGAAGCCAUCCUUAAAAACAGAGAAGAUAAGGAAGCUGGAAUUAGCUGGGAAGAAUAUAGACACAGCAUGACUUUCACCAACAUGAAAUCAAAGGCAAGAUACACAAUUCCAGCGGGUUGGAUUGCAGCGGUUGUACCUUCUGCUGUUCAUUAUGAUCCUGCAAUAUAUGAGAACCCUUUCGAGUUCAAUCCAUGGAGAUGGGAGGGGAAAGAGUUGCGGUCUGGAUCUAAGACAUUCAUGGUGUUUGGAGGGGGAGUGAGACAGUGUGCAGGCGCGGAGUCUGCGAGGCUUCAGAUUUCAAUCUUCAUUCAUUACCUUGUAACUAAAUACGAUUUCUCAUUAGCCCAAGAAUUCGAGUUCUUGCGCACACCGCUCCCUUUUUUCCCUAAGGGAGUUCCUAUCAACAUCUCCCAGUCAUCCAAGUAUCUUGUUUAAACGUUUGUAACUUACAGAACACAAGAUAUGUGUUAAAUGAUUCGGAUUUAAUGUCGGUCGUAUGAGAAAAUAAGUCUGUCUUUUACCGAUAGAACAUGGCCUUUGUUUAUUUUGUUUUCCUUGAACAUGACCCCAAUCCAAUGAACACACGCAUAUCAA
This is a messenger RNA of Arabidopsis arenosa, 1612 nucleotides long. The record is from the annotation of a GenBank genome assembly. NCBI's taxonomy places the organism in Eukaryota, Viridiplantae, Streptophyta, Magnoliopsida, Brassicales, Brassicaceae.